AUGGCAGAACAAUUGCAGCGCCCCACGGACAAAGCAGAGAUUUACUGGUUUUCCGAGCAGCCCUACGGGCACGUCACAAACCAGGACCUGGAGAAAUAUGAUUCGGGGCGGCUGGGCUUCCCCAACACCCACUUUGACCCCGAGAAAGCUCAUGUUCUAUACAACCAGUACCACGAGCAAUACGCGUUGGCCGACGAGGUAGGGUUCGACGGAAUUAUGAGCAACGAGCACCACGCCUCAUACUGGUGCAUGAAACCAUCGGUUAACCUGGAUGCGGCGGUGAUCAGCAAGCUCACCAAGAAUGUCAAAAUAGCUAUCCUGGGCAACGUCAUUGCCGUCAACGACCCGAUUCGAAUGGCCGAAGAGAUAGCGAUGCUCGACUGCUAUUCCGGCGGCCGGAUAAUUUCAGGCUUCGUGCGGGGCACGGCGGUGGAGACAUUGCAGGCGGGCAUCGCCCCGCCGGAAAACCGGUCGCGUUUCGAAGAAGCACACGACCUUAUCAUCAAGUGCUGGACCACUCCCGGGCCCUUCCGCUACGAAGGGCAACAUUACAAAUACCGGGUUGUGAAUCCCUGGGUGCUGCCGGUGCAGAAGCCCCACCCCGACAUCUGGUUCCCGGGGACGGGCAGUCCCGAAAGCGUGGUCUGGGCGGCGAAACAUCGCCACCCCUACAUGAACCUGGGCGCCCUGGUGGACACCACCGAGUGGUUGCGGCAGGUCUAUAUCGACACGGCCAAAGAAGAAGGGUACAAGGCCGGGCCGGAACACUUCGGUUACCUGCUCCGGUGCCUGGUGGCCGAUACCGACGAGAAGGCCAUAGAGAUUGGCCGGGAGUUCAUGUGGACCAUCGAGCACCGGCAAAGGGGGCCCAUGGAGCACAACGACCCGCCGGGCUACCAGUCCCGGGCAGCAGUCGAAGUGAAGGCCCAGCGCCCCACAGGCAACGUAGCGGGGGCCGGCGGCCUGGGCGUGGGCCUCAGCUACGAGCAGCUCCAGGGCGUGAAUAACAUCAUCGUCGGCAGCCCGGAGACGGUCACCCGAAAGCUCACCGAGGUGAUCGAAAGGCUCAGCCCGGGAUACGUGCAUAUCUAUGGGAACGAAGGCCACAUGGCCCACAAGGACGUGAUGCGCUCCGUAGAACUCCUGGGCAAAGAGGUAAUUCCGGCGCUCCACGAAGUCAAGCUGCGGCCUUACGAGUAG
Molecule: messenger RNA, 1200 nt
Organism: Geodia barretti
Lineage: Eukaryota; Metazoa; Porifera; Demospongiae; Tetractinellida; Geodiidae
Source: the annotation of a GenBank genome assembly